AUGAUUCAAAAACAAACACAACAACAACAUAAGGUUUAAGUAGUUCUUGUCUGUUUUCUUUCUUCCUUUCUUUCUUUAUCUACAUUCCACUUCAUAUUUCGUUGGCGCCAAAUAAAUCCGUAAUCCUGAAAAUGGCAUCAGCCAUGAUCCUUCAAUCCAACAACGCUACUCCCCUGUCCUUCGUCCGAGGCCCAACGUUAGUCAAGUCUAAGAAUUACAAUCACAUCCUUCAGCAAGCAAGGAACAGAUCAAUCGCAUUCACAUGCAAAUCUAGAAACGAUGACGAUGAUGUUGACAAUGAUGGUUAUUUGUUGGAUGCACCUGUUUCUGCUGGAGAUGGCUUCUCGUUUAGCGGAGGAAAGUAUUCCGAUGGACCGAAUCCAGCUGAUGAAUGGUUUAAGCAAGGCAAAUAUAUGAAAGCACAUCCUGUUUAUGGCGCCGGUGAAAAGGCCAAGGAUCCAAUAUUUGGUCUUACAAUGGGUGGCAGUUCUCAAGCCUCCACAGAUGUCUUUAGAUGGUUUUGCGUAGAAAGUGGAAAUGUCGAUAAACCUUCUGUUAUAUUAAUUCAUGGAUUUCCUUCACAAGCUUAUUCAUACCGCAAGGUACUGCCACUGCUAUCCAAGGAUUAUCAUGCUAUCGCUUUUGAUUGGCUAGGAUUUGGAUAUUCAGAUAAGCCCCAACCCAAAUAUGGAUUUGAUUAUACCUUAGAUGAAUUUACAUCGGCUUUAGAAUCUGUUAUUGAUGAACUUUGCGUUAAAAAGGUUUCACUCGUUGUUCAGGGGUAUUUUGCACCCAUUGUUGUUAAAUAUGCAAGCAAUCAUCAGGAGAAGUUGAAUGAUCUCAUACUGCUUAAUCCUCCGCUAACAGCCAAGCAUGCAAAUCUGCCUUCAACAUUGUCCAUAUUCAGCAACUUUUUGUUGGGUGAAAUAUUCUCCCAGGAUCCUUUAAGGGCCAGUGAUAAAGCCUUGACAAGCUGUGGGCCUUACAAAAUGAAAGAAGACGAUGCUAUGGUGUAUAGGAGACCAUAUCUUACAUCUGGUUCCUCUGGAUUUGCUUUAAAUGCAAUCAGUCGUGCAAUGAAGAAGGAACUUAAGAAUUAUGUUGAAGAAAUGAGAAAGAUCCUGAUGGGUGAUGAUUGGAAAGUGAAAACAUCGGUAUGUUGGGGACAAAGAGACCGCUGGCUAGAGUUUGAUGGGGUUGAAGAUUUCUGCAAGGCUGCAAAUCUUCGGCUAGUUGAACUUCCAAUGGCAGGACAUCAUGUACAGGAGGAUACUGGUGAAGAACUGGGAACGAUUAUUGCUGGGCUUGUUAGCAGAAAGGUUCGAAUUUGAUUGUGUGAUCCUAUAACAUUAUCCAAAUUAUAAGUUGAAUUCGUAAACAAAUCUCUUUUUUCAUACGAGUAUAUAAUCGAAAACAUAAGGAUGGUAUAUAUAUAUAUAUAUAUAUAUUUAUAAUUAAUCAUUGUUAUUUGUGAACUACAUAUGAAUUUGAGAAAAUCAUGUAUAUUGACUAUUUGUAAAAUUAUUGUAAGUAAAGGUAAUUUGUGGUCA
Erigeron canadensis is the source of this 1550-nucleotide messenger RNA. RefSeq names its product cis-3-alkyl-4-alkyloxetan-2-one decarboxylase. The transcript is spliced from 13 exons. Lineage: Eukaryota; Viridiplantae; Streptophyta; Magnoliopsida; Asterales; Asteraceae. Gene Ontology annotation, molecular function: epoxide hydrolase activity. Bases 132 to 1331 code for a protein of 399 amino acids. The record is from RefSeq and is a predicted model, not a curated record.